AUGGCAAAGUUUCAUUUCCUUCUAGAUUAUAUAAGAAAUAUCUUUAAUCCUCCAGUUAUUCUUCAGGAAAAUAAUAGGAAAAGGAGAGCUUACGACUCUGUUGAUAGCUUGCUGAGUCCUAAAUGUAGACGAUUGCAAUCGUCUUUAUCAAGAGACUUUGAUUUCGAUCGAGAAAACUACUAUAUAAGUCCGCUACCCCAUAGAAGAACCCCAGUAUACAAAACUCCACAAAGAAAAAGUAUGGAUACCAUAGUUUUAGAUGAUGACGACGUCAUAGAAGUUAAGAGAUAUUCAGUUGGCACCUUAAACAGUAAGGGUACUAAAUUCACGUCUACUCCGCAAGAUGAUGUUCAUAAAACUACUUUAAAUGGAUGUGAUGAUGAAUUAUCUUUUGUGAGAGAAUUCAAAUCUCCAUCUGCAAAGAAAAUGGAAGCCUCGAGAAAUGGUUUGAAUUAUAUAAAACCUUUUUCAAGCUCAGGUAUAUAUAAACCAAGAUCUACAACAACCGAAAGAAACUUAAAAGAAAAGGUGAACCAUUUAACCUCAACAAUGAACGGUUCUUCCAGAAACCUAAACUAUUCAAUAAGGCUCGAUGAAAAAUCAAAUUACAGAAAAUUAUUGGAAAGUUCCAAUGACUCUUCUUUUUACUCAACGCCUAUUGGAAAACUCUUUAACUAUGACACUACAAAUAGAAGGGACAGGAUCAUGGCUGCAGCCCGUAAAACUAAUGCUGACACUUCUAAAGGACGAAUGUCUACAAAAGAUACCAUUAGGAAAGUAUUAGGAGAUUUGGAAAAUGAAACUGUCACGAUUAAAGACUCUGAUUCAGAUUCUGAUGUGGUUUUUGUCACUCCACCUUCUCCUAAGCCGGAUUUCAAAGUGGAUCCUGUAAAUAGCUUCAAAAAAGUCGUGGAUACAGCUGAACAGGCCAAACCAGAAUGGUUAGAGAAUUUGGUAAACCGUCAACGAAAAUUAAUAGCGGCUCGACAAAAAGAAAUCGAAUACCUAAAAGAAUGUUCUGAUAAGCAUGGACAAAUUAACAACGAUAUGCGCUUGGAGCUGCUCACGGACAAAGUCAACAAAUCGCUACAGAUCAAAGACGUCAUUCUGCCGGUUCAAGAAAAAGAAGAAGAAUUGGAAUUACCUCCCUUGACCGAAGCCCAACUGAAGAUGGUCAAUAGAGCUUUCAAAGGCGAUCCCAACGAGAUUUUGAGCAAGAAGUUCAAUUUGAACAUUACCAGGCGAGACCUUCUGACUUUGGCUGGAUUAAACUGGCUUAAUGACGAGGUCAUUAACUUUUACAUGAAUAUGAUCAUUGAAAGAGGGAAGGACUCCAAGUGGCCGAACGCGUUUGCAUUUAAUACGUUUUUCUAUCCCAAACUAAUCAAAGACGGACCUCAGUCGUUGAGGAGGUGGACGAAGAGAGUCGAUCUGUUUGGACAGGAUUUAAUUUGCAUACCUAUCCAUCUCGGAAUGCAUUGGUGUAUGGCCAUUAUUGAUUUAAGAGAUAAAUCUAUUAGAUAUUAUGACAGUAUGGGAAGCAGAAACGACAAAUGCCUGAAAGCCCUACGAAACUAUUUGGAAGCGGAGCAUUUAGAUAAGAAGAAAACUCGAUAUGACACAUCGGAUUUCGAGCUAGAAAACGUCAAAGAUAUACCCCAACAGAUGAACGGAAGCGAUUGCGGGAUGUUCUCAUGCACCUUCGCCGAAUUCGCUACUAGAAACGCGAAAAUCUGUUUCAGCCAGGAACACAUGCCGUAUUUAAGACAAAAAAUGGUGGUCGAAAUAUUGUCGGGAGAAUUAUUGAUUAAGUAA
Messenger RNA from Psylliodes chrysocephalus, 1815 nucleotides. NCBI's taxonomy places the organism in Eukaryota, Metazoa, Arthropoda, Insecta, Coleoptera, Chrysomelidae. The record is from the annotation of a GenBank genome assembly.